This is a messenger RNA of Solanum stenotomum, 2778 nucleotides long. RefSeq names its product protein VAC14 homolog. Bases 286 to 2418 code for a protein of 710 amino acids. Gene Ontology annotation, cellular component: endosome membrane; PAS complex. Gene Ontology annotation, biological process: phosphatidylinositol biosynthetic process; positive regulation of kinase activity. NCBI's taxonomy places the organism in Eukaryota, Viridiplantae, Streptophyta, Magnoliopsida, Solanales, Solanaceae. The transcript is spliced from 20 exons. The record is from RefSeq and is a predicted model, not a curated record.
AUAAAUAAAAUUACAAUAAAAUAAUAAAAAAAAUUCUUCAGUCUUCCCUCUCGAGUCAAUUUUGGUUUUUGGCAAAAAAAUUUCUUCAAUUUUUUAGAUCUGUUUUACUUCAAUUUGUCAGUUGCUACAGUCAUAUAGGUGUUUGUGUGUGUUUAUGCACAAAAAUUGUUUAGAUUGAUGUUUGUGUUGAAGCUUAGGGAAGAUCAAAAGAGGAAUUUGAUUUCAAAAUUGGGCGAAAAAGUGGGAAUUUGUUUCAUUUCGUUUUAGGGUGUUUGAAUUCUUGUUAUGACUACUGCGGAAGCGUUAUCUGUGAUUCCAGCAGCUGUUCUUCGUAAUCUAUCGGAUAAGCUGUACGAGAAGCGCAAGAAUGCUGCUUUAGAGUUGGAAGGGAUUGUUAAGCAUUUGACAUCUGCGGGUGACCAUGACAAGAUCAAUGCUGUUAUCAGUUUGUUGUCCCAGGAGUACACUUACUCACCUCAGGCUCAUAACCGGAAAGAAACUUUUUUCCAGAAAGCAUUCUUCUCUAACAAACACACACCUGAGCUGCAGGGAGGAUUGAUAGGACUGGCUGCAGUAACUGUUGGUUUGACUUCAGAUGCAGCUCAACACCUUAAGCAAAUUGUCCCGCCAGUCUUACACUCUUUUUCGCACCAAGACAGCAGAGUUCGUUAUUAUGCCUGUGAAGCUUUGUAUAACAUCGCAAAGGUUGUAAGAGGAGAUUUCAUCGUAUUCUUCAAUCAGAUCUUUGAUGCUUUGUGUAAGCUUGCAGCAGAUUCAGAUGCCAACGUGCAAAGUGCUGCUCAUCUUUUAGAUAGACUUGUGAAGGAUAUCGUCACAGAGAGUGAGCAAUUCAGCAUUGAAGAAUUUAUUCCUUUGCUGAGAGAACGAAUGAAUGUCCUCAAUCCUCAUGUCCGCCAAUUUCUUGUUGGGUGGAUCACAGUUUUAGACAGUGUUCCGGAUAUUGAUAUGCUCGGUUUUCUUCCUGAUUUUCUUGAUGGAUUAUUUAAUAUGCUGAGUGAUUCUAGCCAUGAAAUACGGCAACAGGCUGAUUCUGCACUUUCAGAGUUUUUGCAAGAGAUUAAGAAUUCUCCAUCUGUAGAUUAUGGCCGCAUGGCUGAAAUACUAGUGCAAAGGGCAGGCUCACAGGAUGAAUUUACUAGGUUGACUUCUAUCACUUGGAUAAAUGAAUUUGUGAAACUUGGUGGAGAUCAACUUGUCCCGUAUUAUGCUGAUAUUCUGGGAGCAAUAUUGCCUUGUAUAUCUGAUAAAGAAGAAAAAAUAAGAGUUGUUUCUCGUGAAACAAAUGACGAACUUCGUGCAAUUGAGGCUGAUCCAGCUGAGGGAUUUGAUGUAGGAGCAAUCCUCUCUGUCGCUAGGAGGCAGUUGUCUAGUGAAUGGGAGGCAACACGUAUUGAAUCAUUACAUUGGAUGUGGACCCUGCUUAAUGGACAUCGGUCAGAGGUCUUGGUUUUUCUGAAUGAUGUCUUUGACACUCUCCUAAGGGCGCUAUCAGAUCCCUCCGAUGAGGUAGUGCUCUUGGUGCUUGAGGUGCACGCAUGCAUAGCCGAAGAUCCGCAACACUUCCGGCAGCUAGUUGUUUUCCUAGUUCACAGCUUUCAGCAUGAUCACUCACUCCUGGAGAAACGUGGGGCUUUGAUAAUUCGACGCCUAUGUGUACUUCUAAAUGCUGAAAGAGUUUACCGUGAACUGUCCACAAUACUUGAAGGAGAAUCAGAUUUGGACUUUGCUUCUGUGAUGGUUCAGGCUUUAAACUUGAUUUUGCUUACAUCACCUGAGUUGUCUGACCUUCGGGAGGAUCUUAAACAAUCACUGGUCAAAGAUGCUGGGAGAGACUUGUUGCUUUCUUUGUACGCAUCUUGGUGCCAUUCACCAAUGGCAAUGAUAAGCCUCUGCCUGUUAGCUCAGUCAUACCAGCAUGCAAGUUCUGUUAUUCAGUCUUUGGUUGAAGAAGACAUCAAUGUGAAGUUCUUAGUGCAACUACAUAAGUUGAUCCACCUUCUGGAGACUCCAACCUUUGCUUACCUUAGGCUUCAGCUUCUUGAACCUGGAAGAUACAUAUGGUUAUUAAAAGCAUUAUAUGGUCUGUUGAUGUUGUUGCCGCAGCAAAGUGCAGCCUUCAAGAUUCUUCGUACUCGGUUGAAAACUGUUCCUUCAUACUCCUUCAAGGAAGAGAAAGUUGCACGAACAUCGUCUGGGAUUCCAUUUUUCAAUGGCGGAGGUGGAUUACAAAUUUCCGAUGAUGGCAACCCAAAUGAGAAUUCACAUGAUAUGCAUAACGGAAUAAACUUUGGUUCUAGGCUGAAGCAUUUUAAGCAAAUUCAGCAGCAGCAUCGUUUGCACUUAAAGUCAGAGACUCAAUCACGAUUUAGCUCUGCUUCAUCAAUGAAGGAGUUAUGAAGACCAGAAGAAUUAAAACAAUCUGCCGCAGCAACAGACUUGAACGUGCCUUCUUCAAGCGUAUGGCGUAGAGCCCCAGUACAGUUGCAACUUUGAUUGUUUACUCUUUCUCCUAAUCAAGGUUUCUUAUACAGCAAUCUUGAUUUGCUUUCUUUUUCUUUUUUUGGAAAGCAUAGUCAAGCUCCGCUAAGUUGUAAAUUGUAUAUCUAGUUAUUUGUUUUGUCAAAAUUCAUUGAGUUGGAAAAAUGUGGAGAAAGAGAUAUUACUUUUAGCUUGGAUAUUCCAAAGCUAUUUUAAAAAGUUUUUGAAAGAUAUUAAAAGGUAAAAUUAGCCCAUGUGGUUAUGUUAUUUUUUGUUGAA